Molecule: messenger RNA, 2823 nt
Organism: Dictyostelium purpureum
Lineage: Eukaryota; Evosea; Eumycetozoa; Dictyosteliales; Dictyosteliaceae
Exons: 3
Coding region: 1-2823 (940 amino acids)
Molecular function (GO): protein binding
Source: RefSeq, a predicted model, not a curated record
AUGGGUGAUACAAUUCAGGGAAAACUUUUUGUAACAAUUUUACAGGCACAAAAUUUAAAGAUUAAAGAGGACAAAAAAACAGCAGCUGAAGAAAUUGUUGGAGCAUUUUUAGACCCAUUUUCAUCACCAAUUUUUCAAUCAAUUGAAAAGAUUCAAAAUUUUUCAAAGACUAAUGUAUUACCAAUUUUUACACAGUUAUCACAACCAUCUGCAGCCAGUGGGGAUGGUAAUCCAACACCAGAACCUUCAAAUAAUAGCAACAGUAAUAUAGGUGUAGUUUGCACAAUUAAUACUGAGGGGCAAGAAUAUAAAACAGAAACAUCACCUGAUGUUACAGAACCAAAAUGGUCAAAUCAAUCACAUUCUUUUAAUAUUAUGCAUCCAUGUGCUCUAAUCAAAUUUCAAGUAUCAUUAAACAGUGAAAAAGAGUCAUUUCUUAUUGGUGGAUCCAUUAUUAAUCUUUUAGAUGAGCCACAUCUUUGGGAACAAAAGCCAUUCGCAAAAUGGAUAAAUUUAACUAAAAAGCAAAAAUCAAAGAAGGAUAGUUUAGCAACAUCAGGAGAUACCACCCCAACCGAAGAUGAAAGAACACCAUCAUCCUUUUCAAAUGAAUAUGAUCAAUUUUCAGACGAAGAUGAAGUUGUUGGUAGAAUAGAAGUACAAUUUCAAUAUAAAUAUCGUAGAAUUUGGGAUCCAAUUUAUUGUGGUAAAAUAUUAUUAUUAGAGAAUAAAUAUUCAGAGGCACUCGAACAAUUUAAAGAAGCUAUCGGAAUCUACCCACAGGAUCCAUUUCUUUACUCUUUGUUGGUAGAUUGUUAUUUAGGUUUAAAACAAUUCAAACCAGCAAUCGAAAACAAUUUAUUAUUUAUUAAAUAUGAUAGAGGUGUUGAAGGUUUAAUUAAAAUGGCUCAGGUUUUAAUGGAGGUUAACGAAUUAGAGAAGAUUCAAGGUUUACUUGAUAAAGCAUUCAAAAUAUCACCAGGUAACACUAAAGUUAAAUAUUGCCAGUUACAAUUCAAUCAUUUCGUAGAGGUCGAUAAAGUUAAUAAGGCUAUCGAGCAAGGUUAUGAUGAAUUUAAAAAAGAAGAUUAUGCAUCCGCUGCCCAAAGUUUUGGUAGAGCACUAGAGUUUAAUAGCAAUAGUACUAUUUUAUAUCAUCUUAGGGCACUUUCACAUUUGGCUGCUAGAAAUCAAAACAUGGCCACUCAAGAUAUUAAUCAAAUUUUAGAAAUAGAUCACAACUGGUCAAAGAAUGAUGUUAUACACUGUGGACAUUUGUUAAAGGAUGGUCAAAUUAAUGUAAUGGCAAAGAAACGUUGGUUUACAUUGAAAUCCUACUUUUUAUUCUACUAUGUUGAUCAAAAUGAUCUUAAACCACAAGGUAUGAUUUGUUUAGUUGAUUUCGGUUGUGCACCUAAACCUGGCCAAAAAGUUAAAUUCCAAUUGCAAACUAAAGAACGUACAUACCAUUUUAAAAUUGUCGAUGAUCCAACCGGAUAUGACAAAUGGGUAAUUUCACUCGGUAGAAUAUCAAAAAUAAAAUCUGUACAAUUACCUUCAAUCGAAGAAGCCAAAUCUUCAAUUAUUUGGAAGAAUGUUUACAACAAGAAAGAGAAAACUGCAUUUAUGCUCCCAGAUGUCAUGAUGCUUCCAGAACAAUUCUUUGUCGAGUCUGGUCGUUUCGCUUUGACUUUUGGUGAUAAAAUUAUUUCAAAAUUAACAAGUAUUAAUCUUUCAGAGUGCCAAAUGACAGGUUUCCUCUAUAAGAUGGGCCAAUUAAAUAAAGAGUGGAAGAAGAGAUUCUUUUUCAUUCAAGGUACAAAUUUAUAUUAUGCAACAGUAAAAGAAAGCGAAAUCGAAAAAGGAGUAGAAUCAGUUUCACCAACAGGUAGUUUACCAUUAGAGCGAUCAAAAAUUGAUCAAUCACCAAGCUCUACCAAUAAAACAAACUCUUUUGAGGUUAUUAGUGCAUUCCGUAGAAAUAUUUUAUUAGCCACUGAUAAACCUGAAGAUAAGGAAAAAUGGGUCAAAGCAAUUUCAAUUGCUUCAGGUAUGCAAGUUGUUCAAAAAGAAGAGUCUAACGAAGAUAAAAAAGUUUUACCAUCAUCCUCAGCUUUAUUAAAAAAUAGAAGAAAUAUUAAAUCAUUAAGAUCGGUACCAGUUGUUGUUGUACAACAACAAAAAACUAAAAAACAAGGCGAUGAAGAAGAAGGUUACAGCGAAAGUGAUGAUGAUAAUAGUAAUAAUAAUAAUAACAAUAAUAAUAACAAUAAUAAUAACAAUAAUAAUAAUAAUAAUAACAGUAAACAAAAUGAUGAUGAUAUUGGUUUUGAUGGAGAUGUUGUAUCAAAUUAUAGAAAUCCCAGCAGUAGUAAUAAUGAUAGUAGCAGUAAUGUUUCAGAUCAAUUAGCAGAUUUGACCAGUGGACCAACAAGAAAAAAGAAACAACCUCAAAAUAAAAAAAUUACAGAAAGCGAUAUUUCAUCGACAGAGAACAGAUAUUUUUCAAAAUUCAAUUUACCAACAAAAAUAAAUUCUCCACCUCCAACAAUUGUUUCAAAGUCAAAAUAUAGAGAACCAACACCAUCAUCAUCAUCAUCAAAUGACACAACUACAAACAAUGGAGAAGAGGUAGUUGUUGAAUCUCUUGAAAGUAUUUUAGGUGAAGAGGAAGUCCCAUCAACAAAAUAUUCAAUUAACGACGAUACUAAAUAUUAUGACGAAGAGCAAAACGAAAAUAAACCUUUAAUUAAAAAGAAAAAAUCAAAAGAACAAUCCGAAGAUGGUGAUGACGAAAGAUGUUGUAAAUGUACUAUUCAAUAA